Arachis duranensis is the source of this 1221-nucleotide messenger RNA. RefSeq lists its product as uncharacterized. The record is from RefSeq and is a predicted model, not a curated record. Bases 116 to 628 code for a protein of 170 amino acids. Lineage: Eukaryota; Viridiplantae; Streptophyta; Magnoliopsida; Fabales; Fabaceae. The transcript has 2 exons.
UUUGCAACUAUACAUAUUCACACCGGAGAGAAAAGAUAAAGAUUCUCAACUAUAAUAAGUUCACUUUGCCUCAUCAUUGCAGAUUUCUUCAGCUUUCAACAAGAGAAAGGGAAAGAUGAUGCCAGAUAGUGAAAUUCAUCCAAGGAGUCAAGAAUCAGUUGAAAGUCAAGCAAGCUCUUACCAAGGAGCGAGUUUCCCGUCCCCAUUGAACGGCGUUGUAAUCUUUGUCAUAUCCACAUUAGGUGGAUACCUCCAAGUUCGAUUCCAAUCGAAGAACGUGUCGCCAUUCGAAGAACACUACCAGAUUAUGUGGGCAGCUUCUAUGGUGCUAUCCCUUUAUUCCAUCAUGUUGAUUGGUGAAUUCAAUCUUGAGGUACGUAAACAUAGCUUCGUUUCGAUUGCGAAACGCUUCACUGUGCUUAUGGGAGCUCUUGAGGCUGUGUUGCUCACUAUAAUCAUAAUGCCCUGGUUUGGGUAUUUGAAGUUGGUUCUUUGGAGCAUUUGUUUUCUGAAAGCAACAUUGGCUUCCUAUGAAGAAAUGUGCCAAUGUUUUCAUCAGGUGUUUUCUCAAACCGUUGAUACCAUAAGAAGCUAUUUUAGCAGAGAAGAAAAACGCUUGCCAGUCUAGUGUACCAUUACUAUUGCUAGCAACAUGAGGAAACUUUAAUAUAACAAAUUACACCAAUUUAUUCGUUGAUAAUUGGUUACUUGCACGUUGGUUUUCUAGUUGGCUUGAUGUUCUUGCAUUAUUAGGUUAUAUGUGGAGAAAGAGAAGUAGCAGCAGAUUAAAGAGAUGUGUUGUUUAUUGUUCUGGUCUAGAACUACCAACAGUGAUAAAAGGGAGUUGAGAAGGAGAGUCACUAAUCAACCAUCACUUUAGAGCUGGAUGGGAGUAGUGUACCUUGCAAGGAUUCCGACAAUCAAGUUAGUCUUUGGUGACGACUGUUUGAUUCCGCCUUAUUUUGUGGGAUAUGAUUCUGACUUGGGCGUAUAGGUCCCUAAAUAGACCGUUUAUUUGCAUCCUGGCCCAACGUGGAAGUUGGUCGUAACAUUUAUGUAUAGGAAUUUUGUCAAGAGAUUUUUGUUUAUGUAUAGGGAUUGAGGGAAUGGAUCUAUUAGUUGAAGUCUUUAGUUGAAGUCUAAUAAACUAUGUUAAAGAAUAGUUUUGUAUUGUUAAUUGCAUAUUUUUUGUAAUUGAGACAAAUAGGCGGACAAGAGUUC